AUGGCAGAGGGCACUGUGCAGUUUGACGUUCCCGGCCUCUCCAAGCCUUGCCAUACCUGGUACAAGAUCGUCGGUGAUCUCGAAUCAUCUGCCCCUCCUUUAGUUGUGCUACACGGAGGACCCGGAGCAUGCCACGACUACCUCCUGCCAUUGGCAGAUCUUUCAUCCUCUAGGCCGCUCGUCUUUUACGACCAAAUCGGAAACGGGCGCUCGACCCAUCUACCGGAGAAAAAUGGCGACGAAGCCUUUUGGUCCGUGGAUUUGUUCAAGAAUGAGCUCAACAAUCUCAUCACUAAGCUGAGGCUCAAUUCUCGACCGUUUGAUGUCUAUGGACAUUCGUGGCGCGGCAUGCUUGCUGCAGAGUGGGCGUCAACGCCGACGAGUUCGGGGAACCUCCGACGCCUAGUCCUCUCCAACAGUCUGGCUAGUAUGGAUACGUGGCGAGAAGGUAUCAACACCCUGAGAAAGCAACUCCCCAAGGACGUCCAGGAAACUCUUGACUGCGCAGAAGAGAAGGAGGAGUUUGAGACCCCGGAAUACGAGGCAGCCAUGGAAUUCUUCUACAGGCAGCAUUUCAGCCUUGCAAGGCCAUGGCCGGCGCCGGAGGUUCAGGCUGCUCUCGAUUGGUUCGCUAAAGACUCUACGACGUACGGCACCAUGUACGGCCCAAGCGAGUUGUACAUCUCUGGCUCCCUUCGCGACUGGACUUGUAUUCCGUUGCUGCACAAAAUUCAGGUACCAACACUCUUGAUCAAUGGAGUACAAGACGAAGCACAGGAUGUGACGAUGCAGCCAUUCUUCGACGAGAUCAAGAAGGUCAAAUGGAUCAAGUUGGAUAAUGCUGCUCAUUUCUCACAUGUCGAUCAACGGGAGGCGUAUAUGAAGCAUCUAGGGUCAUUUCUGGCGGCAUAA
This is a messenger RNA of Daldinia childiae, 912 nucleotides long. RefSeq names its product L-amino acid amidase. The transcript is spliced from 2 exons. The record is from RefSeq and is a predicted model, not a curated record. Gene Ontology annotation, molecular function: peptidase activity. Gene Ontology annotation, biological process: proteolysis. Bases 1 to 912 code for a protein of 303 amino acids. Lineage: Eukaryota; Fungi; Ascomycota; Sordariomycetes; Xylariales; Hypoxylaceae.